Scomber japonicus (chub mackerel) is the source of this 899-nucleotide messenger RNA. RefSeq names its product Rho GDP dissociation inhibitor (GDI) gamma (gene arhgdig). NCBI's taxonomy places the organism in Eukaryota, Metazoa, Chordata, Actinopteri, Scombriformes, Scombridae. The transcript is spliced from 6 exons. Bases 1 to 666 code for a protein of 221 amino acids. Gene Ontology annotation, cellular component: cytoplasm; membrane; cytosol. The record is from RefSeq and is a predicted model, not a curated record. Gene Ontology annotation, molecular function: Rho GDP-dissociation inhibitor activity; protein binding. Gene Ontology annotation, biological process: Rho protein signal transduction.
AUGCUGGGAUUGGACGUGUGUGAGUUUGGGGGUCAGGUGCUGGAGCUGCUGUGGCUAACUAUGUGCUACAGAGGUCUGAUGUCUGACAAGGAUUUGUCCAUCGCGGAGGAAGACGAUGACAGGAACCUCAACUACAACCCUCCUGCCCAGAAGUCUUUGCAGGAAAUUCAAGAUUUGGACAAAGAUGAUGAGAGCCUGGUCAAAUACAAGCAGACCCUGCUGGGAAAUGAGCCAAUGGCAGUGUCCUCUGGGCCUAAUGUCGAGGUGACCAGACUGACCCUGUUGUGUGAUGAAGCUCCUGGAACAAUCGCCAUCGACCUGACAGGAGAUCUGGACACUCUGAAGAAGAAGAGCUUCACCUUAAAAGAAGGAGUGAACUACAGACUAAAGAUACACUUCAAGGUGAACAGAGAAAUUGUUGCUGGCUUGAGGUACCAUCAUGUGGCCACCAGGAAAGGACUAACACUGGACAAGGUCUCGUACAUGGUGGGAAGUUAUGGCCCACGGGCAGAGGAGCACGAGUUUGUGUCCCCGGCUGACGAGGCACCCAAAGGCGUGAUAUCACGUGGCCAAUAUCAGGUCAAGUCCCGCUUCACCGACGACGACAAGAACAUCUACUUGGACUGGAUGUGGUGCUUCGAAAUCAAGAAGGACUGGGAUGAAUAGAGGGAGACAGUGAGAGGGAUGGCACUUCUCUUUUUCCUCUUCUUUCACUCCAAUUCUUCACCUUCUCUUUUCAAUUCCCCUCUUUCACCCUGUUCCACCUUGUCCUGUGAGAGCAGCUUUGCAAUAGCUGAAACAGGAGGCUGUGCUUCUCUUCUUCUUUCUCCAUCUUCUCCUCUUCUAUCCUAUCCUCUACUGCAGGUCUCCUGAAACCCAUGAGCAAACUGGGACUUUUA